Danaus plexippus (monarch butterfly) is the source of this 6744-nucleotide messenger RNA. It is a transcript of the gene raskol, whose product is annotated as ras GTPase-activating protein raskol. Gene Ontology annotation, biological process: regulation of GTPase activity. The transcript is spliced from 16 exons. The record is from RefSeq and is a predicted model, not a curated record. Lineage: Eukaryota; Metazoa; Arthropoda; Insecta; Lepidoptera; Nymphalidae. The coding region runs from base 182 to 5533 and encodes 1783 amino acids.
GAGAUGUACUGUGACAAAGGAUUAUCGAAUUAGUGAAUGGAAAGUGUGAAAUGAAUUCUAAAAAGUGUAUAGGACCAGGAAACAGAUUAAAGUGAAACUAAUGGCUGCAUUAAUGCGGGGAGUCGAAAUCUUAAAGGGCAAGUGGCCUUAAUGUGGCGUGUUUCCCAUCACCACGACCACCAUGUCUGAGACUUUAUCCCCUAACUCCUCGCCCAGCUGCGACGAGAAUAGCAGACGCCGCUCAGUGUUCUACGUACCGUUAUUCGAAAGCUUCGAUAACUACUUGCCUCUGACCCCGGAGGAGAAAGAAGCAAUUCUAUGCGGUCAGAAUGUCGAUCAUACUCCUAAAAAACCGAGGCGAAAGAACACAGCGGAGUAUGGAAGGUUGCACAUACAUUCCCGUGCGGAGACGUCUUCUAUUGAAAGUGAAAGUGAUUUCAGUCCUGUCAGACGAUAUCCACGACCUUUGUCGUCGAGAAUGAGUUCCAAUGAAGCAUUGGCAAGAGAAGGUCAAAGCGAUCUCACGAGUCCCAGGCUUGUCGCUGAGAGCAAUGUCAUUCGCCAUAGACAUCCAAGACUACGUACAACGACGUCAUGUGAACCGCGUUACGAUAGAAUAUAUUCCCCUCUCACAACAUCGAUCUCAUCUAACAAACUGAACAAUUCAACUUCAAGUAUAAGCGUCAGAUUGCCCUCAAAAAAUCCCAUACGCAACUCUAACCUUUCUUUAAUACCCGAUGCGCCGAAGAUGCUUUCCCCGCCUAAAGAAAAAUCAAAAACAUUGCCGCAAAAUUUAAAUACACCUUCACCGAUUCGAGGUAGUAGUAGUUCUACGUCUAUAUUCAAAACCCCGAAAAUCACUGUGACGCCUGAGAGUCCCCAUAAGAGUCCAGGGAAAAUGACGGGACUUAACUUUAUUAGGCGAUCGAGGAGCACGAAAUUGUCUAGAAGUAACUCUCUGCUCCGAAGUAUAACUGCUAGAUACAUUGAGGAAGGGCUCGAAGACAAUGUGGCUGUAAUAACGGACUUGACGGACAAUUAUAAUAAGUUUGUGGACGAUAACGGCGGUGAAAAAGAGGUUAUUUGUGCUUUAAUUAAGAAAAAUGAAGAGCAGAUUACGAAUAGUCCCCUCAGUAUGAGACGGACUUAUUUGGACGCCGAUGACGAUUUAGCUGUUCACUCCGAUACGUCAUAUGAGACGUCAUGUCGGCGCGGCUCGGCUCCAAGCACGCCAAUACCUGGGACCCAAGCCCAGCACAGCCCCUCGCGACUCGCAUCCUUCUUCUUCUCAAAGCGAUCCUUCAGAAGCAAUCCACUCAAACGGACGAAGUCGGCCGCCAAGAUAGAAAGCAAGCAAGUCCUUGCAGCUGUUCCAACACAUCCAGCGACACAUGCUUUGAGGACAUCCAGAUCUCAUGAAAGUCUCCUAUCAGCACAAUCGCCAGCAGUAUCAACAAUGGAUCUCGGACCCCCCAAUCAGGUUGAGAUUCGUGCCCUCCAUUCGUCUGUACUGGGCAGGCCGCAUUGUUUCGCACUUAGCGCCGAGAACCGCGCGCCGCGUUACUUCGCGUGCGCCUCCAGAAAGGAAAGAGAUCGCUGGAUUUACAGCUUACGUCAGGCCGCUCGCCCUGAUGAGAUGCGGACGCGUCGCUGCGAGCGGACGGUGAAGCUUUGGUUAUUGGAGGCUAAAGCCAUACCACCGAAGAAGAGAUACUACUGUGAAAUACUACUGGAUGACAAUCUACAUGCGAGGUCUUCAUCCAAGUUAAAGACCGAGCUGUGUUUCUGGGGCGAGGUGUACGAAUUCUGUUCUCUACCGCCUGUGAGAUACAUUAAUGUGAACGUUUACCGCGAGCCGGAGAGACGACCGCGGAAAAGAGACAAACAUGCACUAGUCGGUACAGUUCGCAUCCCUGUGGACGAUGUGUCCUCUCGGUACCCCAACGAGCGCUGGUACCCCAUCAGCGAGGACAAGCCGCAGUCGCCGGCCCGCGCCCCCGCCCCCCUCCCCGCGCUACGUAUCAAGUGCCGGUAUCAAUGCGUCGAUGUCUUACCAAUAGACUGCUACGUAAGGUUCCUGGAUUAUCUCAAGAAGAACUACAGACGCCUCUGCGAGUACUUGGAGCCGGUUAUCGGUGUGAAAGCUAAGGAGGACAUAGGUUGUGCUCUCGUGUUGUGUAUGGCGGGGGCUGGUCUUGCGCCGCGGUACUUGGCGGAUGUGGUGGCGUUGGACGUGCGGCGGACGGGCGACCACUCUCUCACAUUCAGGGGGAACUCCCUCGCCACUAAGAGCAUGGAGGCCUACCUUAAACUCGUCGGAGAUCAGUAUCUGCAGGAUACGUUAGGAGAGGCGGUGCUGUCAGCGGCUGGUCCAGGAGCUCCAGAGUGUGAGGUGGAUCCUCUCCGUGCCGGUUCAGGCGCGGCUCUGAGACGACACCAGGCAGCGCUCCGGGACACGGUGUCCCUCGCCUGGUCCGCCAUCGCAUCCUCCGCGACACGCUUCCCCCCACCACUGAGGGACUGUUUUGCUACCUUCCGCGAAAGGCUGGCAUCAAUGGGCCGGGAGGAUAUUUCAGAUAACCUUAUAAGUGCUUCAAUUUUCCUUCGUUUCCUUUGUCCUGCUAUUCUUUCUCCCAGUCUCUUUGGAAUAAUUCACGAAUACCCUAACGAGCGAGCUGCGCGUAACUUGACUCUGGUGGCGAAGACUUUGCAAACGUUGGCCAACUUUACGCGCUUCCAGGGCAAGGAGGCUUUUAUGGAGUUUCUCAACGACUUUUUGGAACAGGAGGCACCCAAUAUGAAAGCCUUCCUAAGGGCUAUAUCGACGAGACCUCAAGAGCAGCAGCAACACCAAACCAGCCAGCAACAGCAGCAACACCAAUCCAGCCAACAACAGCAGCAACAGAGCAACCAGUCAGAUAGCAAGCGAAACUCAUCCACAUCCCAUUCAUCCGUGGAGGGGGAAGUGGACCCUGAUCCUGAAUGGGCCCCCCACGUCGAUCUCGGCAAGCAACUGGCAACGCUGCACUCCUUGCUAGUGGACAGUCUCCCUAAAUUGUGCGCUGCCAAAAUACAGGAGCUCGAUCCGCUAUCUGAUAUUUUAGAUGAACUCAGCAAGAGAUUAUUGAGCACCGACAAUGGACCGAUACCUCAAAUCGGCGACAAUAUAUUUAGGUUCAAUGAUCCGACAUGUAACGCCCAAACAAAACAGAACAACGAAACAUCUACAAAUGGUCCGCUGACGAAUAAUUUUGCUCACAGUUCGCCUAUAAUGAACAAAAAUGGCGUACAAUUUAACAUAAGUCCAUCGAAAUCGAAUGCCGAGGACUCUAAAUAUAAGGGAUCGUUUGCAACUGUUUCUAAAUCACCGAGUUUCAACCUACGCUCGGCGACGCUCCCGAGAAACGGAUACGGUACGAAUCAAGUCAAUCAAAACGUCAACCCAGAUAGAUACAGCUCGCAGUACAACAACCAAGAGCAUUGUGUCAAUUUGAAAGUCGUACAAAUUGGCUUCGGUUCGGAUCAGUAUCCCAAAGGCAUCAGUAACGGUGUGAAUGAAAACGAGAGAAGAUUUCAGGAUAGAUAUAAACCUAAUAACUUUAACCAAGGGCAUUUCCACAACACUAAUUACAACAGCACCGAACGCUCACCCAGCAGCGACAGCAUCAAUCACAAUUACUGCUCAAACGACAUGCAGAAUAUUAUGAAGGAAACGGCGACGCUGGAUGAACUAUCAGAUCUUUUAAAAUACGCUGACGAUUCGGAUAUAGUUGAUGAAAAAAUGAUGAACAAGAAGAAUAUAUCGCAAUCCAAGACCAACAAUAAUAACAUUAUAAACGGAAACAAAAAUUCAUACACGAACAACGGCUCGAACGUGUCUAUUAGCGGCUUGUCAAAUGUCGCGAGCUCAGGAUACCAAAGCAUUGCUACGUACAGUCAAAGUUCCAGUCCAAUCGAAAACGCGACUCAUCUCCACCAAGCCUAUGAAAACGGUGGACAGCCAAUGAGCCGCUACUCACAACUGAAUUACCAAAAGCAGAGAGAUAAGCAGUAUUACGAAAAUAAAAAUGAAAAGUUCUAUCCAAAGAGCCCAGUGCAGCAAAAAAUCGAAUACGAUAUCCAGAAAUACGGCAUACAGAACUUCACGACCGCCGACAACGUUCAAAACAACACAAACGCUAAUACUAAAGUGGCACCGCUUGUUUUUACAAAUCCUGUUUACAAUAUGGAGGACAACAGACAAUCACAGGAUGUGAAGAAACCUAAUGAAAACAGAAACUCCAAGCGAUGUCCAUGCGGCUCAUCCAGUUCAUCCAUUGAUGAGGAGGGCUUGAGCACUGACAACGUGGAGACAAACUCCGAAGAAGGUUCUACCAACUUCAAUGAUGAUAGAAACUUCGACAAGCAGAAUCGUAACGCAACCCACCGAAAACUCACCAGAGAUAAUUGUAAUUACGAAGACGUGUACCAGAGGACAACUAAUCAUAGUAGCUCUCCUAGAAUAAGAGACGAUGAAUCUUCUAGUAAUUCUCCUAGCUUACGAAAAGCCAGCAAGACGCGAAUGCCUAGAACGAAUCCAAUGCUCUCUUACUCGACUAACCAAAACCAACUCAACCUGAAGCAUUUCGGUCAGCGGGGUGAAUCUUUAUACGAGAGUAAGCCUCACCACAUCUCCACUGAUUCUGGAUAUCCGAUGAGCAGAUCUGAUUCCAACGUGGAAGAAGUGAACAAAGAAAUGUAUAGAUUGCAAAUAUCUCGAAGUCAGAAAGCGUUAUAUAACAUGGAAAAUUCGAAAAACUCUCCAGAGAAGUUUAUUGCGGAGAAUUCCAUACCGGAAACAAACUAUCCUCUGGAUAGAACGUACUCCGGAGCCAAGAUAUCCAGUAGCAGGUUAAACGAGGAUCUGGAAAGACAUCAAGACUAUUAUGGUGUGAGAGAAAGACGGGAAUCUCCUUCGCGAGGUUUCAAUAGGGAGUCGCAUUCAAGCGAGGCGAGUGAGAGGGUGCCAGUGAGGGUCGACAGAGAAGCUCCUGUGAGAGACAAGUUGCAACGAAGACUUAGCUUAGAAUCAGCCAGGGAACUCACUGACAGUUCAAGCGAAGUGGACGACACUUUUUAUAGUACAACUGGCAGGAAGCGAGCGAACAAGCACCACAGAACCAUUGAACAGUAUGAACGUGAAAUAGAGAGGCUAAAAUGUUCAGUGGAACUUCUAAGGGGGCGCUUGGGGCCAACUGAUUCUGGCCAAGAUCAAACAGAUGCCAAAAUGAAGGCUAUUAUAUCCAGAUUAAUUUGCGUAGAAGAGGAGCUUCGCCGGGAACAGCGUAAGAUGGCCGCCGCUCUGUCACACAAGCAACGCGUGAUUGAAGCCCAGGAACAUCGUAUAGCAGCUCUAGAUGAAGCUAAUACGAGGCUAUUAUCAGCUCUCGUUCACUUGCAACAGAGAGCACCCCACCCUCCCUCACACAACAACAACCAUAGCACCUCCCACUCCCCCCACUCACAACACUCGCAUCAGGAAUUACAGAUUUAAUGUACCUUCUUGUUUUCUACGCAGGGUUGCCAGUUUAAAGUCUAUUUUAAGCAAUACGAUACCCAUACGAUUAUGUUUAAUCUAAUGCGAUCUCUGUACAAGUAGGCGUUUCGAAAGGAUUUUUUUUAAUCUGUUUACUGUAACGGUAACUAAAUGUGACUGCCAUCAAUCCAAAUUUCUAAAUUAUAUACCUUAUAAUAUUUUAUGUGUAAACAAUCAUAACUUUUACAAUUUAUCUAUGUAUAUUUGUCAAAUAAAUUUGACUAUUAAAUUUUGUUCUAUAAAAUUGAAUUUUUUGCACAAUUUCUAUCUUGAUUAAUAAGUUUUGCAUUUCAAUAUUAUUUCGUAUCUCUAAGCUAAUAUAGUUUGACUUAAUAUGAGAUGAUUAUUGUUGUAAUUAAAGUAACCCUAUCACAAUCGUGACGUUUUUUGUAUAACUUUUGUUAAAUGUUUCUUGUUUCUCUAGUUUUAAUGUACAAUGCUUUAAAUGACACUAAUAUUUCUUAUAUAUCAGUAUUCUGUAUGAUUAACUCUGGUUUAAUUUCGCAAGUGACAAUUAUUGUUUUGUUUUCUUUAUGUAACAAUGAUACCAAAGAAGUUGAAUAUCCCUAAUACGGUGUGGAUACUAGACCAAAUCGGCCUUUGAAGACAUUUUGAGGACUGUCAAUGGAUAAUGAACCUUAAGUAAUAAUGUUUAGGUGUGAUGUCGUAUAACUUAGACUGUUAGGUUAAUAUUAUCUGUUUCUCUAGGUCCGAGUUUUUAAGGCCAUUUGGACUAGUAUCUCCAGUCGGCAACUAGAGUUAUAGUGGGACAACUGGCGCCCUCUAUAACAACUAGUGACAUAUUUUAAAGUGUUAUAGAUUAUAUAAUAAUGUAAGACUUGUAUCAUAAUAUUUAGUAAAUAUAAUUAAACAUAGUAACACGAUGUUGGAAAAGAGAAAAUAUUUUAAUACCUGCGAGUAUUAUAGUGUGAAUGUAGAAUAAAAAUACGACAACAACGUUAUUGAUUUCUAAUUUGCAUUUUGGAAAUGUUUUGAACAAAUCGGACAACAAUUAUAUUUUAAUAAAUUUAUUAUAUACGUUGCAAUUUAUAGGGCCCCAGCAACUUAGUUGUUUUACAGUGAACAUUUUAAUUUUAAGACGUGUCAUUGUAAAAUUAAUUGAGUAUAUUAUUAUAAUAUACUGAUCACAUUAAAUUAUGGAUUACGUA